Molecule: messenger RNA, 2239 nt
Organism: Lampris incognitus (smalleye Pacific opah)
Lineage: Eukaryota; Metazoa; Chordata; Actinopteri; Lampriformes; Lampridae
Gene: selenop2
Product: selenoprotein P2
Exons: 4
Biological process (GO): selenium compound metabolic process
Cellular component (GO): extracellular region
Molecular function (GO): selenium binding
Source: RefSeq, a predicted model, not a curated record
AGAGAGAGAGAGAGAGAGAGAGAGAGAGAGAGAGAGAGAGAGAGAGAGAGUCAAUGCGGUCUCUCUUGACCGUGUGGCUGUGCGCGACAUGUGCAACACUGCCAGGUCUCCUGCGGACCUCCUCAUCGCAGCUGCUGGUGGAAGGGGACAAUGACCCGUCCAGCAUCUGCAAGCCUGCCCCCUACUGGGAAGUAGGGGGAAAGGCGCCCAUGAAGGAGCUGCUGGGAAAUGUAGUUGUUGUGGCGCUACUGAAAGCUAGCUGACAGUUCUGUCUCACCCAGGCCUCCAAAAUCGGAGGCCUGCGAGACAAGCUGCACCGCAGCAACCUGACAGAGGUUUCCUUCCUGAUAGUGAACGAGCGCGAGGCUCUGUCCAGGGCCAUGUACUGGGAGUUGAAGAGAAAAGCGGCCCCCGGUGUCCCCGUGUACCAACAGGCCCCUCUGCAGGAUGAUGUUUGGGAGGUCUUGGAUGGAGAUAAAGAUGACUUCCUGGUGUACGACAGAUGUGGUCUACUUACCUUCCAUAUAGUUCUGCCUUACAGUUUCCUGCAUUACCCCUAUAUAGAGGCUGCAAUCAGAGCCACUUACAAUAAAGAUAUCUGCAAAUGCGUUGCCAGUUCUACCGUAUCCAUCAGUGCUAACAGCACCAUGAACAACGACACCACGAUUACCACACAGAACAUCACAAAUAGCAAAACUACACUACUCACAAUUCCAGAGGAUGGCGAUGGUGCGACACUAUAGCAGCCAAAGGAGGGUCUGACUUAAGGGCACAAAGCACCAGGAGUUGAUCCUGUCGAUCACAGCCAUCAUCAUCAUCAUCAUAGUUGUCAUCAUCUCCAUGGGCAACAAAAUCAACACGAUCUCACCAUUCAUAAACAUCACCAUAACCAUGAUAAAUAGUUGUCAAUGUCCACAGCAUUAUCAUUAUUACUGUAAUCCACAUCAAAAUCAGAUUCAGCAUCAUAAGUGUUGGUUAACUUCAUGAUGUUAUAAUUCUUCUGCCAUCUCACUCAUUGUUUGUCUCACAUUUUCAGUUGUCUUCUACAUUUGAUACUGUCUAAUGUGGCAUGGUUUAUUGUAAUAUUACUGUUAGAUUUGAUAUUAUAUAGGAAUAAUGUGAUACUAUACAUGAGAUUAUGGUGUGAAUCAUCAUACGUGAUAUCUCUAAGCUUUUACGAGGAGUUUUACCCUGAUUAUCGAUCAGUCUCAUUUUAAUUUUGAUGCCUAUUUAUGACCAACAUAAUCAAAUAAGACCAUCGGCAAGAAGAUUAGCUAUUGCUUUAUAAUGACUGCGAAUGAUUUUCUCCGGGUCGGAUUCUCUGUGAAAUCUGAUGAAAUGAUUUACGACACACAGACGGGACACAUAGCCACAAUUAGGCAAAGAUGAAUUUCUAAACAUUAGACUUAUCGUGCACGUGACACAAAAAGCAUAAGCAUUAGCAAGCUGUUGGAGAUAUACUCAGGUAGGUAUCUUGUCUAGCACUAUGUCUGGACAAUAAUCCAGGUCAUGCUAUUCAACUUCACAGACAAUUUAUCAUCCAAAUUAUUAUGCAAAUUAUAUCAAUUACUAAUUAAACUGCUUUUAAUUUAGGAAAGUCUGUUCAGAGUGCAGUAUAGGUUAUCUCUCUUAGUGACACCGAAUUAGGUUUUUUAUGCCAUGCAAGACUUGUGAGUCACCGUAUAGCAGCUAACAGUUUGUUCAUAGUGAAAUAGGUUAAUAUGUGCAACCCAUUCCCCAGCAGCUAUUUGACAAAAAAAAAGAAAGUUUUUUUUAAUUAAAACUAGGAUGUCUGCUGGAUAGUUGAAUUCAUUUUUAAAAGUAACUUUCCUGCAGUUUGUGCAUUAGUGGGCCUGCACCUCCCUCCUCUGUGAGGUUUAAGCAGCGGGUUCUGUUUGGUUUUCUCCUCUUUAUGAAGUCUACUGUGUUAAACCUGAAAACUGGUGUUGGUAGAUGGAUGUGUAUGGAGAGACUGGAUGGCCAUCUGUCGCUCAAACCUACACAGAGCUAUAUGGGACGAUGCACAACACUAUCAGGCACACUUCAGCUGAGCUAUUUCUGAAAGUGGAUUCAUAUCAUCUGAAUUUCAACCACCUUUCCAAUUCUAUAGUAUUUCUUUAUUUCUAACUGUCAACACAGAAUGAUGUGGGUGGACAAGGGGGUUGUAUUAACGUGUGCUAUGAUGCAAUGUUCAGUGUUAAAUGUUUUAUACCAAGUAAAGAUACUGCUCAGAAAGGCU